AGCAGGUUACCAAGGUAACAGUGGGACGACUCCACUUCAGUGAGACCACAGCCAAUAACAUGAGGAAGAAAGGCAAACCGAACCCUGAUCAGAGGUACUUCAUGUUGGUGGUAGCGUUGCAGGCCCAGGCCCAGACCCAGACCCACAGUCAGAGCUUCACGGUGGCCGCGCAGGUGUCCGAGAGGAUCAUCGUCAGGGCGUCUAACCCGGGUCAGUUUGAGAGUGACAGUGAGGUGUUGUGGCAGCGUGGCCAGCUACCUGACUCAGUGUACCACCACGGCCGGGUCGGUAUCAACACAGACCGACCAGACGAGGCCAUGGUAAUCCACGGUAACCUGAAGGUCAUGGGGUCACUGGUACACCCGUCCGAUAUACGGGCUAAAGAGAACGUCCACGAGGUAAACACUACAGACAACCUGAAGCGGAUCAGUCAGAUGAGGCUGGUUCAUUAUCAGUACAAGCCUGAGUUUGCUUCCAGCAUGGGCAUCGACUCCAGCCCAGAGACUGGAGUGAUUGCUCAGGACGUGCAGCAGAUUCUGCCUGAAGCCGUGAAGGAGGGAGGAGACGUCAUCUGUUCCAAUGGAGAGACCAUCCCUAAACUUCUGGUGGUCAACAAGGACCGUAUCUUCAUGGAGAACGUCGGUGCAGUGAAGGAGCUGUGUAAACUGACUGACAACCUGGAGACUCGUAUAGAUGAGCUGGAGCGCUGGAGCAGGAAGCUGGCCAAACUCCGCCGUCUGGACAGCAUGAAGAGUACAGUCAGCGGAGGCACCACCAGCCAAUCAGGGAGCCAGUUCAGCAGGACAGGAAGUGGUCCCCUGAAGAGGAAGACAGUGAAACCUGGAAAUAAGAGUGCGACUCCAGAGCAGGGCUGCAUCAGUCACAGGUUCAUGCAGGGAACCAUUCUGGCUCUGGUCGUCGUCAUGGCCUUCAGUGUCAUCUCCAUGUCCGUACUCUAUGUGUUGACACUGCACCACAGAGGGGACGUCAGCGAGAAAGACGUGUCUGCAGAGGGAUCAUCUAGGAUGGCAUCUGCUCCUCGAUCCACCAUCUCCACGCGUCAAGAUACAGUCCCACCCUCUCCUUCACUGGCCAAUCCUGCAGCUUGCUGUCCACCUACAACUGCCACAAACAACCAAUCAGCAACUACUCUUUCGCCAAGCACCAACCAGUCAACACUGGAAGUAAGUAGUCCAGUCCCUACACUGCGCAGCAUCAACAAGAAGGCCAAGUCCAGGCCUAUGGACAAGGACGGACGCUACCGGAACCGUCUCAGCCACACCUCCGCUCCCAUCUACCUGUCCAAGGCUAAGAAACCUGCCCCUGCACAGGACCUGGGGGUGUAG
Oncorhynchus gorbuscha (pink salmon) is the source of this 1346-nucleotide messenger RNA. RefSeq names its product myelin regulatory factor-like. Lineage: Eukaryota; Metazoa; Chordata; Actinopteri; Salmoniformes; Salmonidae. The coding region runs from base 60 to 1346 and encodes 428 amino acids. Gene Ontology annotation, cellular component: nucleus; endoplasmic reticulum membrane. Gene Ontology annotation, biological process: positive regulation of DNA-templated transcription; protein autoprocessing; central nervous system myelin maintenance. Gene Ontology annotation, molecular function: sequence-specific DNA binding; DNA-binding transcription factor activity. The record is from RefSeq and is a predicted model, not a curated record. The transcript is spliced from 11 exons.